AUGGGUUCUCUAUCCGUAGCGCAAGACUUUAACGUUUUUACUGGCUUCUACAACACAAUCGAUGGAAAUUCAACCAAAACCGAGAAGACCAGGCAUAGCAUCAACCCAGCUACUGGAAAGCCCAAUCCGGAUGUGCCAGUCUCAACUCCAGAGGACGUUGACCAUGCCGUUGCAUCAGCAAAGAAGGCCUUUAAAACAUGGUCGAAAACUCCUUGGGAAGAACGAAAAAAGGCGGUCCUCAAAUUUGCUGAUGCUCUCGAGGCACAUACAGACGACUUUGCGAAACUCCUGACUCAAGAACAAGGCAAACCGCUUCGAUUUGCCGUUCAAGAGGUCCAGGUCGGGGUUCUCUGGAUGCGCAAACUCGCGGAAAUAGAGUUAAAAGAGGAGACGAUCGAGGAGAACGCCGAAAAACAAGUCAUCGUUCGAUAUACACCUCUUGGGAUCACAGUCGGCAUCGUCCCGUGGAAUUUCCCUAUCCAUUUAGCGUGUGGUAAGAUAGCACCGUCGUUAAUCACUGGAAAUCCUAUCAUCAUAAAGCCGUCUCCUUUUACUCCUUACUGCAACCUUAAGCUCGGAGAGCUAGGACAACGUAUCUUUCCACCUGGAGUUCUUCAAGUAUUGAGCGGCGACGACAACCUGGGUCCUUGGCUUACAUCUCAUCCCGGGCCUGAUAAAAUUAGUUUUACUGGAUCCACUACCACUGGUCGACUUGUGAUGUCUAGCGCCGCAAAGACCUUGAAGAGGGUAACUCUCGAAUUGCAAGUUAUAGUACUAUUGAACUCUCCCUGGAACUCUUUUCUAAUCCAAAAUAGGGGCGGAAAUGAUCCAGCCAUCAUUACAAAGAACGUCGACAUUCCGAAGACUGCUGAGAAGAUUGCAACCCUGGCAUUUCUCAACUCAGGUCAAAUUUGCCUCGCAAUUAAGCGAAUUUAUGUACACGAAUCGAUCUAUGAGGACUUCCGAGCCGCGAUAGUGGCCUUUACCAAGACUCUUAAGAUUGGUGAUGGAAACGAGGAAGAUGUAUUCCUUGGGCCCGUCCAAAAUGCUAUGCAGUAUGAGAAGGUCAAGACGUUCUUUUCCGAUAUUGAGAAGGAGAACUGGAAGGUAGCGGUGGGUGGUAAUAAUAAAGAGGGGCCUGGCUACUUCAUCAAUCCAACUAUUAUUGACAAACCGGCGGAAGGCUCUCGCAUUGUCACAGAAGAACCUUUUGGUCCUAUCGUACCUAUGCUCACGUGGAGUAACGAGGACGAUGUGAUUGCACGUGCAAAUGACACGAAGACCGGUCUAGGGGCGUCAGUGUGGUCUGACGAUAUGGAUGAAGCCAACCGAAUCGCGCGUCAAUUGGACGCCGGGAGCGUCUGGGUCAACACCCACAUCGAGCUGGAUCCCAAUGCCCCAUUUGGUGGCCACAAGGAGAGCGGUGUCGGAUAUGAAUGGAGUGUUGGUGGCCUCAGGGCGUUUUGUAACGUGCAAACUCUCUUCUUGAAGAAGACAGCCUGA
Messenger RNA from Exophiala aquamarina CBS 119918, 1503 nucleotides. RefSeq names its product aldehyde dehydrogenase (NAD+). The record is from RefSeq and is a predicted model, not a curated record. The transcript has 4 exons. The coding region runs from base 1 to 1503 and encodes 500 amino acids. Gene Ontology annotation, molecular function: aldehyde dehydrogenase (NAD+) activity. Lineage: Eukaryota; Fungi; Ascomycota; Eurotiomycetes; Chaetothyriales; Herpotrichiellaceae.